AGAAGUGUGAAAGGAAGAUCAGGUUUGCGGGUUUUGUUUGGCACAUGAAAUGGAAACCAUACUUUCUUGGAAAAAAGUAGAUAAUCUUUGGAGGGAUUUCUCGUGAUGGAAAAUAAAAAAUUUGUUAUAGAGCCUCUAGUAUCGAUACAGAUUAACUAAAUCCUGCACCUAAAAACAAGAAAAAUAAGCUUAACUUUCAAUAUUUCACGUGUCCUUCAAAUGAUUCGACAAAAUUGUGGCUCUGAGUUGCUUGAACCAGCUGCAAUUUUCUCGUUUUCUUUCACUAAUGUAUCAGUUUGCUGCCAGAGGAAAAUAAAACCCAUCGGUGGUCGUGAAAUGAAAGAGAACCUUACCCGUAAUUGUUUCUCCAUCAAAGUUUAUCUUAUUCAUUUACCCACAAGAAUUAGAACAACAGUGACUAAUAAUCUACAUACAUAUCAACGACGUCGUUUCUAUCCAGCAUUUGCACUCUAGUUGAACGGUUCGUGCGUUAAUAUGAUGCUACCAUUUCUGUGGAGCACUUCCAUUGCGCCAUUGGGCAGUGCCGCCUCCAGCCGGACCCAUAUGCUAUAUUCGUUAAUUAGAUUCAAUUUGGUUUUGAGUGAUCACUCAACUCUAUAAAUAGGCAGGGCAAAGAGCACUGAAUAUCAAUCGAGUUAUACAGAACAUCUCAUCAAGAAAAUCAAUAUUUACAGAGAGAAAAAGAAAAAUUGCAAUGGCUUCUUCCAAGAUAUGCAUCGUCAUUGCCAUUGCAGCUGUAUUUGCCCCUUCAAUUUUGGCUACAGAAUUCAUGAUUGGUGAUGAGACAGGAUGGACCACCAACUUUGAUUAUCAAGCUUGGGCUUAUGGAAAGGAAUUCCAUGUUGGAGACAAACUUGUCUUUAGGUACCCACCAGGAGUACACAAUGUGGUGAGAGUUAAUGGAACUGGAUUCGAAAAAUGCGAGGCACCUGCUGGAACUGAGGCCUUGACCACCGGAGAAGAUACCCUCACACUCACAUCUCCGGGCAAGAAAUGGUACAUUUGUAGUAUGGGUAAUCAUUGCAAGUCCGGGAACAUGAGACUUACCAUAACUGUGUUGGCUGAGUUGGGAUCUCCGACGGCUUCACCUUCACCUUCUCCAGUAUCUGCUGCAGUAGCAACAGGCAGGACUGGUUUAUCAGGAUGUGGUGGGUGGAUUGCUGUUGCCAUUGCUGGAAUUCCUGGAAUUGUCAUGGUUUAGCCAAAAGAAUUAUGUUGUGUUGUUUUUAUUUAUUAUUUUAAUUUUCACUAUAGAGGUAGAAAAUUGAAGAAUAUAUUGUUGUAGACUUCUGCAGGUUAUACUUUUUUUUUUUUAAAUUUUCAUUUUACAGAAGAAGAAGACGCAGGAGUAUGUAAACUGUUCUCUUCUAAAAAAUAUU
Messenger RNA from Manihot esculenta (cassava), 1400 nucleotides. Its product is annotated as blue copper protein 1a. Lineage: Eukaryota; Viridiplantae; Streptophyta; Magnoliopsida; Malpighiales; Euphorbiaceae. The coding region runs from base 716 to 1222 and encodes 168 amino acids. Gene Ontology annotation, cellular component: plasma membrane. The transcript has 2 exons. Gene Ontology annotation, molecular function: electron transfer activity. The record is from RefSeq and is a predicted model, not a curated record.